AUGGCGGUGGUUGAGGAUAAGAAAAAGUACAGGCCUUUAGAGCCAAUUCUUAUACAAAUAAACAAGGAUUUCAUUUCACUUUCUAAGGACGAAAUGAAAAGGAACAACGCACUUUUGAUGUCGUUGAUGGAUUUACUAAUACCUGAAAUGAAAAGAAAAGAUCCGCUAUUUAAGGAAAUGUAUACUAAGGUGUUUUACGGUGGCAGUUAUUAUGAUAAGUUGCGAGUCAAAGAACCGAAUGAAUUCGAUUUGGAUUUACUUUUAACAUUACCGGUGCUUUCCGAACCUUUGGUAUCUAUUGCUAACGUUCCGGGUUACACUACUUUAAAGUUAAACAAUUUAUCUGCUUUGAAUAAACACGCUGACCUGGCUAAAAGAUAUAGCGGUUUAUCCAAAUUACUGGAGAACGAGAAAGACUGUUACCUGGAUAAUGAUAAAGUUAGAAGGUGGAUGGAAAGUGUGGUUACUCUAGCUCUUAAUACAUUUCCGCAUACUAAAGGAAACUACGAAUUGAAAUUGCCACAAGGAAAAUUUAUAGCGAAAGUUCACAAAUCUGGACCCGCCUUUACUUUAAAACUAAACGGUACAAUCGAUCGUGUUGAUAUUGCUGUGGAUAUCGAUUUAGUACCAUGUUUUAUGUUUAACAUAGACAAACUACCUGUUAAGAAACUUAACAGCGGGUUUAAGAGCAAAACAUUCUUUAUUGUUCCCAAACCCAUAAAAAACAAUAGCGCAAUAAAUUGCGCGAAUCGUUAUUGGAGAUUGAGUUAUCAGGAGCAAGAAAGGGAAAUUAUGGAAUGUAAAAAUAACCAAUACUUGAAACCGACCAUUAAACUGUUGAAGAAACUAAAGGAAAUGGACCAUCCAUACAUUGCUAGUUACUUCAUAAAAACUGUGGUUAUAUGGGAAGCCGAAAAACGCAAAGAUGACGAGUCAUUUUGGAACACUUCCUUCAGUUAUGUCUUCAUGACCUGUUUGAAGAAGUAUUGUGAAUGCAUUGAGAAUAAGAAAAUUCCUUACUAUUGGAACAAAAACAACAAUCUCAUACAGAACAUCAGUCCUGUUGUAUUGGGCAAUCUGAAGUGUAGACUUAACAACAUUAUAAAAAAUAUAGAGAAAAAUAUGACGGAUAAUCCGAAAAUUUUUGCGGAAUAUUUCUUGACCGAAGAAGAAAAGCUUCGGUUGUAUUCAUCACUAAACCUAAAUAUACAAUAA
This is a messenger RNA of Phyllotreta striolata, 1215 nucleotides long. Lineage: Eukaryota; Metazoa; Arthropoda; Insecta; Coleoptera; Chrysomelidae. The record is from the annotation of a GenBank genome assembly.